Exophiala spinifera is the source of this 2520-nucleotide messenger RNA. RefSeq lists its product as uncharacterized. The record is from RefSeq and is a predicted model, not a curated record. NCBI's taxonomy places the organism in Eukaryota, Fungi, Ascomycota, Eurotiomycetes, Chaetothyriales, Herpotrichiellaceae. The transcript has 2 exons. Gene Ontology annotation, biological process: retrograde vesicle-mediated transport, Golgi to endoplasmic reticulum; endoplasmic reticulum to Golgi vesicle-mediated transport; regulation of ER to Golgi vesicle-mediated transport. The coding region runs from base 1 to 2520 and encodes 839 amino acids. Gene Ontology annotation, cellular component: Dsl1/NZR complex.
AUGGCCGAGCUACAUUUGUCUAGAACUUCUGAAAUUCGUACUCGAGUCGAAGAUUACCUCAAUGACAAGAUACAAACUGCUGCCGAUCUCGACCAGCUGGACAAUCUCCUCCAACAAGUUCAAGUGCAGCAGAACUUACUGAAACAGCAGUUGGCAGAUGCGAAGAAAAGCCAUAAGGACGCCCAAACUCGGGUCGAACAGCAAACCCAGGAACUGAGACACAAGGCUGAAGGCUUUCAAACUCGAAAGGCGGCCGUCGACAGACGAUUACAGUCGUUAGCACAAACAGAUGUCAGUGAUGAUGCAGCCAAGAAUAUUGAAGAGCGAAUGGGCAAGGUCCGCAACUUGGAGAUAGCUCGAGGAUAUCUUGACUUGAUUCAUCGAGUGAAUACGUUGAGCAACCAGGUGACAGACAAGCUCUUCUCGCAACCGCACAUCUCGCUUCAGUCAUACCUCGAGUUCAGAAAUAUACUGGCGAAAGUCCAAGAUGCGCAAAUAGCCGCAGAGGGCGCCGCACCCCAACUGGUGUACGAGUUGGAGAGACAAAAUCAAGUACUAUAUGAGAAACUGAAGCAAAAAUUGGAAGAUGACCUUAACAAGACGCUGGAGCAGAUGAAAUGGCCCAGGAAGGAGCUGAAUCUGUUGGGGAAUGUCCGGGAUCAAUGGCAUCAACAAGUACGACUCCUUCUUGCUUUGCAAGAUCCCGAUUUGGUAUCAGUGUUUGCCCACAGGGAGGGCUUCAAGUCUCCUGUGACUACGGAACCUGUUAUCUUACUCCCUGUUGAGGUGAUGGCGCGCCCACUUGCCGCAAGGUUUCACUACCACUUUUACGGAGAGAGGCCAACUAAUCGACUGGACAAACCCGAAUAUUUCCUCAACCACAUCUUGGAUCUUCUCCACAGACACAGUGGGUUCAUGUCGGACAUGCUUGGUCCCAUAUUGGAUGAGCGAGCUGCGAACUCUGAGGUCUUGGAGACCAUUUAUACCGAUGCCAUCUCAACCUUUAUAACGGCGUUGCUACCCCUCGUUCUUGAGAAAUGCCUAUCAUUCCUCCCUCAAAUAUCCCAACAACCGCAACUACUGUCCCACUUUAUGCAUGAACUGAUGGGAUUCGAUACUGCAAUUCGCGAUGCCUGGGGCUACGUACCUAUUCCUAGGAUGCUGACCGACUGGAAGGGCAUCACCUGGAAUGUAUUGAACACUCAUGGUUACUUUGGUGCAUGGCUCGCGGUGGAAAGGGAUUUUGCACUCACACGAUACAAAGAGAUUCGAGAUGCUCCUGACAGCGGAGACAUCGAUUUUGACGACGGCUCUACCCAGACAAAACCUACCAAGGGAGCCAUUAGAGUCAAUGAUUUGCUCGAAACCAUCACUGAUCGAUAUCGCGGCCUUGCGUCUUUCAGCCAGAGAAUGAAAUUCCUGCUAGAGGUCCAACUGUCCAUUUUCGACGAUUACCAUAAUCAUCUCCAUGGUGCCUUGCAGGCAUACCUUGUGUCCUCGCACACGGCAGGUCGACUCCUGCAAGGUCAAACUGAAUCACAUGCUUUUGGUCUAAAAGGGCUUGAAUCAUUAGCCAAGAUCCAUGGGAGCGCGGAGUUUCUCCAACGCAAGAUGUCUGAUUGGAGCGACGAUGUCUUCUUCUUGGAGCUUUGGGAUGAGCUGCAAUACCGCGCGAAAGCUAAUAGUAAUGGUGCUGCGUCAGUCGGUUCAGGGCUGAACGUAGAUGAAGUGGCCGCCAGAACUUCCAACACCAUCAAAUCAAACAGCCUCGAUGACGAUGCCGAUACCGAUGGAAGUGGACUGUUUGACCAGACUGCUCUGGCGUAUCGACGGUUGCGAGAACGUAGCGAAGAGGAGAUCCUUCGGAUGUUCGACGUCAACUUGAAAGGUGCUAUUGAAUCUUACGCAAAAUACGCGCAAUGGUCUUCUCUUGCCUCCACGCCAUCAGACUUCGCCUCGUUGAGUCCAUCCGCGAGUCUGGACGGGUUCCUCCAAACCACGUCAAUGCUGCUGGGCUAUCUUGCCAAGAUCCUCGCACCUAGCUCCUUGCGACGAAUCACGAAGCACUACUGCACUUCAGCGCAGCGAAAGAUCUACGACAGCGUCGUGAUGUCUCACACUUUUUCCGCUGCAGGUGCAACUCAGUUGAAGAGAGACUUGGCGGCAAUCGAACAAAGUAUAGAGACGAUCACGAGACUACGGGGAGUGGUUGGAUCAAGCAUGAGACGGCUCGAAGAAGCAGUCUUUCUUCUUACUCUCGAUGGUAAUAAAACGCCAACCGUCAACGUUGACAACGGUGAUGACGGCGAUGGCUGGGGCUUCGAUGAGGACAUAGAUGGCAAUUCAGCUCUUUCCGCCGCCGGCCUCAAGGACAAGGAUUGGGGUUUGUGGGAUGCCGAGAAGCUCAUCUUUCAGAGCAAUGAAGCGGCACGAGAGGCACUGGCAGACAUGGAACUACGCCACUUGAGUGAAGCCGAUGCUAGGAAUGUGUUGAAGAGAAGAGUCGAGCUCAACAGCUAG